UGUCAAAAUAGGCGCCAAAUUUGAAUUGUUAUUUGACAUUACAAUACGUACUAGACAAAAAAAUGCGAUAAGAUAACCCCUAAUGGUGCAAUUGAGGGGAUUAAAAUUUUAAGCGACGUUCACAUUACAUUUUGAAGCUUUGUUGGUAUAAGUGAUAUAACAGUUUUUUUCCAAACCUUUGUUGUUAGUAGGAAGUAGUAAAAUCCAUUAUUGUUAUCAUUCAAGUCGCUCACACAUUUAUUGCAUCGCAAAUUCCUCGCWUUAAGCUUUUGUCUCAAUGUAACACUUUCGCAAUCAACAAAAUGAUAAAGCGAAUCCUAUUUUCUAUUAUUUAGCAAUGAGUCGCGAACACCGAAUCAAACUGGAAGAAAAUGACGAGAAAAACGAGAGUGCCUUGAUUUUGACGACAAAAAUCGAAAAACCGGUUUAUGCAAUACCAUGGCGGAGUUCUCUCCGACAGAUUAUAGCAUGUUGUAUCGCCCAUAGCCUUGUAAUCCAAGCAGGCGUUAACAUGUCAUUCAGCGCCAUCUUGUUGCCACAACUGAAUGAGAAAACAAGUGACAUCCAUAUUUCAAAAUCGGAGGCGUCAUGGAUUGCCAGUAUAGUGGCAAUAGCCCUGCCCGCGGGUUCGGUAAUCAUCGGCCCCCUUAUGGACCGCUUCGGACGCAAAACUUUGUGUAUUUGUACUACAAUCCCGUUCGCUAUUUCGUGGAUAAUCCACGCUACGGCUACAACCGUUUGGCAUUUGUAUUUGGCUCGGAUAAUCGCCGGGUUCAGCGGGGGUCUCACAACCGUAGCUUUGGUCUACGUGAGUGAAAUCACUCACCCGAGCUACAGGACAAUGCUAUUAAGUCUUAAUAGCGUUUUUGUCUCGUUUGGAAUACUUUUCACUUGCGUUUUAGGUUUAUGGUUUCAUUGGCGUGUCAUGGCCGCCAUUAACUGUUUCCUAAUCUUGGGGACUUUAAUCCUCUUGUGGUUUUUACCAGAGAGCCCCCACUGGUUUAUCGUUUUCAAAAACAAGCCAGACGACGCAGCGAAAUCCCUCGAGUGGCUCUACAAGGACCGACAAAUUUUUGAGAAUCAACUAAGGUUGCUGGACACGAGUGCCCAAAAUCGGCGAAAAUCAAAAACUGAUUGGAGUUUUUACAAGGAAUCUGUUGUCUAUAAACCGUUUUUCAUACUUUUUAUCAUUUUUGUGAUCCAGCAAUUGUCRUGUGGUUAUGUUAUUAUUUUYUAUGCUGUUGAUUUGUUUCGGGAAAUUGGGGGGCAUUUUCGCAACGGUUUAGAUGAAUUCGUGGCUUUGGUCCUGUUAGGUUCGAUUAGGUUUGUCAUGUCGAUAAUAUCGGCUUUAAUAUCGAAACGGGUGGGUCGAAGGCCCCUCUUUUUUAUUUCCGGGUUAGGUCAAUGUCUUACAAGUCUGAUAGCUGGUGUUUAUAUGUACCUCACUGUGAUUCCCCCGGAGGAAUUAGCCAAAUUAAGUAUACACAAAGAUAAGGGCGACAACAUCGCCCUCUAUUGUGUCCUAGGUUAUGUUUGUUUCAGUUCUUUGGGUUAUUUGGUGAUUCCGUGGACUCUAAUCGGGGAGUUGUUCCCGGUUAAGGUCCGAGGCGUCUUAGGGGGACUCAUGGUGUCAAUCGCUUACAUUUUCAUGUUUGUUACAGUUAAAAUUUUCCCAUUUGUGCUCGAUUUGAUUAAAAUCCAGUGCGUCUUUUACAUCAUGGCUGUGGUGAAUUUAUGCGGUGUCAUUUUCAUUUUUCUCUUUCUCCCGGAAACGUUAGGGAAAACAUUUAAAGAUAUUGAAGGUUAUUUUAAGCGUGGUUGAAUAAAUAAAAAAAAUUAUUUUUUCGA
Molecule: messenger RNA, 1848 nt
Organism: Tribolium madens (black flour beetle)
Lineage: Eukaryota; Metazoa; Arthropoda; Insecta; Coleoptera; Tenebrionidae
Product: facilitated trehalose transporter Tret1-like
Exons: 6
Coding region: 338-1822 (494 amino acids)
Biological process (GO): transmembrane transport
Cellular component (GO): membrane
Molecular function (GO): transmembrane transporter activity
Source: RefSeq, a predicted model, not a curated record